UGCAGCUUUGGUAGAAAUUCAAGCUUUCGCUUCAGUAGUCUGUUUACACUUGUGUUUUCUCUUUGCAAGUUAGGAUUGUGGGACUGACAUACCAGUAUACAGUACACAAAUCCCGAUGCAGCUGCUGAGCUGAGCCCCACAUCAGUGCCUCAAAAAACCAGGCAGCGCCGGGCAAAUCAGGUACAGUACAGUACGUCCAUGCAAGUUGUAGCACAAGCUCGUCCGAAUACUGACCAGAUUUGCUUGAUGCCCGCGCGAAGCCCUUGUGGCUCUUGUCCCCUGCCUCUGAAACACCUCUGCCGCCAUGGCAGUUUCAGAGGACUUCUCAUGGCUGUCUGGAGAUCUACACCGGCGCAACCGUGUCUUCAAGAACAACCAGGAAAGGCUGCUCUUCUACCUCACCGAGGAGGUGAACCGCACGCCUUCAGUUUUUGAGCAGGCGCAGAAGAACCGCGAUGCUCAUCAAAAGCGGCUCAAUGAAAUGCUUGAAGAGACAUUGCGCCAAAUCAAGAAAUGCCGGGCUCACAUGCAGCAAAAAAAGAAACAUGUCAUGGACACCACCAAGUCCUACACUGCCAAAUUUCAGCAUGAGCUUUCAGGAGCUGAUCAAGGCAUUCGCCGAGAUUUGCGCGAGGCCUUUGCCAGCAUGAAUGCGGCCGUUGAUGAGCUGAACGAACGCAUGACCUUUGCAGAGGAUGCUUUGGUGCAGCAGAGAGAGGAUCGGAUAAAGCACAUCGAGGCCACGCUGGGCCCCAUCCGUGAUGAGUCGCAGCGACUCUCUGACGCUUUGGCCAUUGAGACGCAGAAGCGGCAGUUGCAGGACCAGCAGCGAGAGAAGCUUCUCCAAGAUGAGGUGCAUGCUUUCAAUGCAUUGCUGGAUGAGGAGAAAUUCGACAGGGAGCAGCAGCUCAUGAGCUAUGAGCGCUGGGCCGAUGCCUCACAACAGCAGGUGGCCAAGAGCCAAUACCAACUGGAAAAGGAGGUGCGGGAGCUCACAAAGGACAUUCGUGCCGACCAUCAAGCUGACUGCCAGAAUCGGGUGGAGGCUCAACACGCUAUCGUGGACAGUAUUGCCUCCUUCAUCCAUAAGUACCGAGAGCAGAUCGAAAGGGAUGUGUCUCUUCAGAAUGUGUACCAGCAGUAUAUCAAGUGAGUGUGGCUUGAUGUGUGCUAUCCAUGACCAGUUACGACGUUGCAAGACGGUGUCUAACCUCCUCACCUUCAGUUUCACGUAGGUUGCGAUCGCCUAGGACGCUUGGCGGUGGAAUUUGCAACGUAUGUGAU
Durusdinium trenchii is the source of this 1284-nucleotide messenger RNA. The record is from the annotation of a GenBank genome assembly. Lineage: Eukaryota; Dinophyceae; Suessiales; Symbiodiniaceae.